Molecule: messenger RNA, 4948 nt
Organism: Daphnia pulex (common water flea)
Lineage: Eukaryota; Metazoa; Arthropoda; Branchiopoda; Diplostraca; Daphniidae
Exons: 9
Coding region: 1088-4252 (1054 amino acids)
Biological process (GO): mitophagy by internal vacuole formation; mitochondrial protein catabolic process
Cellular component (GO): mitochondrial outer membrane
Source: RefSeq, a predicted model, not a curated record
UGUGGGCACACGCGUUGCCUAUCCAAUUGGCUGCGCUCCGGAGAUUCCGGAUGUGCUAAAAAACACACACACGAGCGUUAUAUGCGGUGACGUGUUUCGCUCAAUCGACUGCAAUUCAUCGAAGAAUGUUUCCAGUAUCAAACCGAAUGAAUUCAAUCAAUACGCUGGGCAUAUUGUAUAGAAGGAAAUGGAAUUUUAAAUGGAAAACUCUCGCGUGUUCCUCGUAGAUUAUAUGUGUACCCCCUUUAAAGAAAAUAUGGUCAGCCCCCAUGUAAAACGGCCUGACAUAUUUUGUUUUUCCGAAUAAAAGAGUAGAGGGUGGUGGAGAGGGUUGGUUAAAAAAAGGAAAGAUUCACUCCACCACCUUAUUUUUUUGUAUUUUUUCUUUGUGCCCAAAGAAGUGGAAGGUGGAGGAGGUUCUCGACUUUGGAAUGGUAAGAGGGCGGGGCCUUCUUGUAGCACACUGUGGCAUUCGGUCUCGUGUGUGUGUGUUAAGAAAAAAAAAUUUUCUUUCUCUCUCUUCGGUCUGUAACUUUGGUUUGCCUUUACCUAACCUAUUCCUCCUCCUCUUUUCCCCCCUUCUUCGCUCCCCCACCUUUGGAUUCCUCAACCACCUCUGAAGACAACAAGAAAGUGGAAGUUUAAGGCAGGAGGAGUGUACCCCCCCUUUAGGGGAAGAAGAAAACGAGUCAAAAGUAGCCGAGCCGUCCGACUGGGCUAGCAGUUGUAUGUUGGUCGCCGUUCAUUCAAGACUGUCAUCGGUUUGUGUCGUUAAAUUCCUCUUUUUAACCCGUUACAGCUGAUGCUCGGUCACGAUAGACUUCUCGUCGGCCAAAACAGGAGUUGAGAGAGAGAUAAAAACCACCGUCCACCAAGAGAACUUGAAUCUUCUGUUAGUUUUUCUUUCUUUCCUGGGUUAUUGAACUCAUCUUACCCCAGUCCGAGCCGUUUAUUUAAUUUCGCGUGACCUUUUCAAGUGUGUGUUUGUGUAUCCCAUCUGCUGCUGCUGUUUGUCAAGUGACGAUCCAGACAUUCCUUCACCAGUCCACUGACUGACUGGUCAAAGUACAGCCGGAACGACGAAAAAAUGGCGCCUAUUCAUCAGCGGAUGGACAGGUAUCACGACCUGCCGCCUCCGCCGCCGAUUCCGCUCAAGUUGAAGCCGAAAACGUUGAAGAAAUUGUCGCAACAGGCAGCCAGAGGACAGCCGCUCUACUUGAUUGUCGGUCCUCAUGCUGCGGCCGCUGCAGCUCCGCGUCCCAUGGGCGGAUCGAUGCAUCCGCCGCCAUUGCCACCCCAUCCGCCUCACGCAGGACAUCCUAAUCAGCAUUCAUCGCGUAACUUUGCCGUUGUUCAUCCGCGAAUCGAACGUCAGCAGAGAAUGCCGGGAAUGCCCGGACCAGCCAACAGCGUCGGAACGGCCGCGUCCGGCAGUGACUCGAUGAAAAGUAUGAGUUUUUCUUCCGCCCAAGGCAUGAUGGACAGCCAGAACCGAUUCCGUCCCGACAACUUUAACCUGCGCCUACGCGCCCAUCAGCAGCUGUUCCCGUGGAACCCGCACAAUCAGAGCAAUCAGAGCCACAGCAGCAAAAGUUCGGCCAAUUGGGUGAGGCAUUUGACCAGCGACGACGACGUCGAAGAAGAAGAAGAAGAGGAGGAAGAAGAAGAGGAAAUCAGCGCCGGCAAUCGUAAUAACAAUAAAGUAGACAUCUCCUCAUUGGAUGCUGUGACUCCAAGGGCCAGCAGCGGUGUCCGACCCGAAUACCAGCUCGGCCCAUCCGACCGCAACGCCCGCCUCGUCGGAGAGAUUCAAUUGAGCUCACGGGUGGCCUCCAUGACCAUAGCCGAUGUCAGCCCUCGAUUUGCCUUCAAGAAAAUUAUGAUGCUGUCAGAUAACAAGCAAUACCGCGAAUCUGCCAAUUUUAUUAACCGGCUAAGUGGUGGCACGUUCGGCGUCAUCGUCCACGACUUGCCCGUCGAUCAGUUCAUCGAGGCCAUGCCGCAAUCGCUGCCCAUCAUCGAGUCUCUGUACACUAAAGUGUUUCUGUCGGACGGAAUGACUCGCAACUCUAUCCAGUUUCUCCGUCCGGAGAACGUCGUCCAGCAGAUGGUCAAGUAUUUCGCUCACCAGGAAGAUCAUCCACCUGCGCCCAAUGGAGGAUCAGCGACCGGUUGGCCGCCAAAUGUCUGGCGUUGGGACUACUGCGGUCCGUUCAUCUCCAGCUGCAAGAAAUUAUUGCGCGUCAUCGUCCUCACCGAGCCCAAGAUCCGCAAAAGUCUGUUCCAGAAGCGCCGGGCUCUGAGCAAAGCCAUCGAGGGCUUGGGCCAGCACGGACUGGUUGGCACUUCGGACGAGAAUCUCAUGAAUUUACACGAUGCCUUACAGGACGAGUUCAAUCGUGUGGUGCAAUCGUACAAGAGCGCCCUGGACAAGAUGGUAGAACUGGAAUUGGCGCAGAAGAAAGGCGCAAACCGGACGGUAUCAAACGGGCCGGCUCCUAUCGCCGCCUCGCAUCAGCGCCUUUUGUCGUUGAAGCAAUCGGAAAUCCAGGAGCGACUCAUAAAAAACAAGACGCUGCUGAAUGUCGUUGAGCCGACUUUGACCAACCACUCGCUGGACCUCUUCCUGGGCAUCCUGCAGCGACGCAUCGAACUCGACAAGGAAGCCCUGUUCCAGUUCAGCCAGCUGAAACGUGACCAGCCCACCAAACCGGGCGAAACCACUCCGCACAUCGUCAUCGCUCCCAUCCUGAUGAAAUACUCGCACGGAUGCCAACAGGUUUUGGAUCUGAUGAGAGAAGUGAGUUCGGAUCAGGGCCACCAAGAUGAAGAUUUGGAAGAUUCCAGCGACGUUUCGGGCUAUCAUUCGGACUCUGAUUCGGCGGUGAUGAUGUCGGGCAAUUCACCUUUCGUAUCCAACAGCGCCCGCUACAAUUUCCUUUCGCGAUCAGUUCGGUUGGGGAGCCGUGCGAGCAUCCGGGCGUCGUUGCUCGUCAAUUCGCUGGGAUUGGAAGCGGUCGAGAUCAAAGGGCAGAACGGUCAGGGCCAAGGCCAAUCCAGAAACGGCCGUCGAAUGCUGAUGGCUAAAGCUAAAAACUCGUCUUCAAUGUCAUCGUCGACGGGCUCGAAUUCGCCCAGCAGCGAACGGGAGAUCGACUACCGUUCGAGUGGAAUUUCAUCUGGAACCGGAUCGCCCGAUUCCCGGCAGGCUCUUGCGAAAGAUGGAGGUCGUCUGACCACUACCACCACGACGACGACGACUACGACUCCUCCGUGUCAGCGGUGCCAAGUUCAGAAUUUGAAUAACACGAUCGUCGGCACCCAUGGCGUCGACCCGGGACUACAGGCCGAAUUGGAAUCCAUCAAAGCCGAGAUGAACAAAGCCAAUGCAACGAUAUGCGCCCUUCAGGAACGCGAGAAGAAAAUGAAAGCCAGCAGGAUGGCAAUCCAAGCCCAGAAGAUGGUGGAACGAGGUGUGGGGCCCAGCAAAUUCGAAUCGACUUCGACCGAGCAGCGAUCUGAGCUGAUUCAAAAUUACGGCGGGCUGUACACUCAGUCGCGCGUCGAAACGCUCGAUUACCUCGACAAAUUGGAAGAGCUUCGCGGCGCCGAUGAGCUCAAAUCCAAGCUGCUUUUCUCCGUCAUUGUGUUGGCGUUCCGUUCCUUGCAAGCUACAUCGACCCAAAUGAAGGAUCACAUCAAGAGAAUCUUGCAGAUUCCGCCGGGCUCGACGCAUCAGCCCAUGAAUAAUAACAGCGCCCUAUAUCUACCGCCACCUCCUCCACCGCCGCCGUCAAUGUUGACUGCGCCAUCGCAUAAUAAACGCCAGAUCACGCCGCCCGCUAAGCCGACCAAGCCGGCCAAACCAUUGCGCAAAGAGCGCAAUCCUGGAUUUGAGGUGGAACAAGCCGUGGCUUAUUAUCUGAGGGAGUCUGUCGCCACGUUUGAUCUGACCAAAAACACAGAGGAUGUUUGCAAUCAAAUCUGGGCAACUUUGUACGAUUAUCCUUGCCUUCGCUCUUGCGACCCGCUGGUCAAAUACAUCAAGGACUCGGUCCGUCUGGCUUGGUCCCUUGUUAAUCAGUCACCUCCAUAUGUGCUUGACUACGAGGCCAGAAGUUUCAAUGCCGACUAUCACAUCCGCUUCCAUACUUCCGAUCCCAACGACAAUUCCAUCAAGACCUACCUGUGGCCAGCGCUGGUCGAAGGCCACAACGGACCAUGCCUCCAGAAGGCCGUAGUUAUCACCUAAACGAUAACAGCAGAUUAGACAAGGUGCUCCAAAACCUGCUGAAACGAAAUUUGUAACUUGACAAGUUGGAACUUUUGCCCGCCUUCUACCCGCAUCUAAAACUAUCUAGUAUAUAAUUACUACGUCUUUCCUUCUAUCUAUGGAUAACCUUGAUCUGUCGGAUUCUGAUACUGUAUAUCUUUUUGUUUUUCUUAAUUAUGUAUACUUUUUACAUUUAAAAUAUUUUUCUUAUUAUGCUCGAUCCAUCAUUUUACGUUUUUAAAUUUUUACUAUUCAUCAUAAUAUCAUCAGUCAGUCUGGAUAGCGGGAUUGAUUCUGUAACAAUUUAUCCCAUUUUUUCUAAACCAACUAUUUUAUUACGUGAUUGUAAUCAAAAUUCCACUGUAAUCAACGAAAUUAUUCUUCUUCCUCUACCCGUGAAAUGACGAUUGAUCACGAAAUCUGAUGGGCAAUCCAGAUUGGCUUCUUGACGUCAACCAGGAACAUUUACCGAAAGACGCCCCUUUUGGGGCUCUUUAUUUGUUUUUUAAUUAUUUUUCUAAGGCAGGUAAUUCCCCCGUUUUAUACAUACAAAAAAAAAAAAAAAAAAAAACAUAAUUAAUUUUAUAUAACGCAUUUGUAUCAAACCAAGUUUCUCGUCUUAUUAUAUCUUGGCGCUGUUGAAUGUAAUACAAAAGCUCCUUAUUGUAUUCCCCA